AUUUUUUUCUCAAUUCUUUAUUCAAAUUAACUUUGACGAUAAUAAUAUUAUAGUUUAAUAUUAAAAUGUUAUCAAUUAUUUUUAUCUACUAUUAUUAAGUAAUUACAUAAUUAAAAUAUUAUCUAAAUGAGUUGGAUUAUCUAAUAAGACGAUCUUUAAUAUCUAAGAUUAUCUAUUAUGAAGAAAUUUUAUAUAGAAUUAAUGCAAUUAAUUGCAAUUCCUUGCCUGAUUGAAAUGAGAAUGCAGAAUGGCAAAGAUUCUACGUUCUUGUAGAAAUUUAAUAGAAAAUAAACACUCUAAUUAUGGUUUCCUAACUACGACAAGAAAAAUGUCAAACAUAAUUGUAAAACUAAAAGAUGGAUUGAUUAGAGGUAGUGAGAAAAAACUUCAUGAUGGCACUAACUAUUACAGCUUUAAGGGAAUCCGUUACGCACAAGCACCUCUGGGAAAGCUUAGAUUUAAGGCUCCCAUACCCAUCAAACCCUGGGAAGGAGUUCAAGAUGCCUUGGAACAUGGCCCUAUUUGUCCACAACUUGAUAUGCAAUCGAGAGAAAUAAAGACGGGAAGUGAAGAUUGCUUGUUCCUCAAUGUGUACACAAAAUCAUUAGAUAGUUCUAACAUUCCUGUUAUGGUUUAUAUUCAUGGAGGAGGCUUUUUAUCUGGUUCCGGAAAUAGUGAGUUAUAUGGACCUGAAUUUCUGAUACAGCAUGAUGUAAUACUCGUUACAAUAAAUUAUAGAUUGGAAAUGUUCGGCUUCCUCUGUUUGGACAUUCCCGAGGUGCCAGGAAAUGCUGGCAUGAGAGAUCAAGUAGCAGCUUUGGAAUGGGUGCAGAAUAAUAUAAGUGUCUUUGGAGGGGACUCAAAUAAUGUAACAAUAUUUGGUGAGAGUGCUGGAGCAGCAUCAGUGACUUAUCACUUGGUGUCUCCAAUGUCAAAGAGACUGUUUCAUAAAGCAAUUGCUCAAAGUGGGUCCUGUUUAGCUGAUUGGACAUAUACAAGCACAUCAGAAUCUGCUGCAAGAGCUUUUAAAGUUGGUAAAUUGUUGGGAAAGGAAACUGAUGACCCUAUAGAGCUUUUACAUUUCCUCCAAGAAGUACCAGCAAUUAAUUUAAUCGGGAAGACUCUCAAAACACUUAGCAAUGAUGAAAGACAUAGAGGAAUGCCAUUUUGUUUCGUUCCAGUAGUUGAAAAUAAAUUUAAAUCUGAAAGUUUCUUGAACAAUGAUCCAUUAACAAUUUUAACUAGAGGUGCAGUUAAUAAUGUUCCUCUUAUGACAGGCUAUAACUCCCAAGAAGGGAUUAUCAUGUUACCCACUGAAUUGAAAAGGUUGAAUGAACUCCGAAAGAAUCCAUGUUAUUUAGUGCCAAAAAGUUUGCACAAAGUUAUAGAUAAUGAAAAAUUAAUAGAGUUUGCUGACAGAAUUAUGAAAUUCUACUUUGACAAUAAAGAAAUAGAUGAAAAUCAUAUUGAAAAAAUAUCAAUUCUCCAAACGGACUUACACUUCUCAUUUUGGGCAUAUUGCUUUGUUAAUAAUUUUGCAAGAUAUUUUGGACCCACAUAUUUCUAUAAGUUUGACUAUGACACAGAACUAAAUCUAUUUAAGAAUAUUAUGGGCUACUCACAAAUUAAAGGUGCUUCACAUGUUGACGAAAUAUUCUAUCUUUUUAAAAAUGUGUUUAAUACUGAUAUUCAUAAUGACAAUGAGAGAGCCAGACAAGCUAUUUAUGAUGUCACAAAGUUAUGGACUGACUUUGCUAAGACCGGGAAUCCUUCAUCAGGCGGCGACAUUAAAUGGCCUCCUUACACAAUACAGAACAAGGAAUAUUUGAUAAUAAAUAAUAGUUACCAAGUGGGCAGGUAUCCUGAUCAACAAAACAUUGAGUUUUGGAAUCAACUCUAUAAUGAAGCCGGCUUACAUGUUAGUCAGAAGAUGAAAAGUAAUAUGUAGGAUAGGUUUUGGCUAGGAGAAUAAAUAAAAUUAACGAGGUGGAAUAGAUUAGUGGGAGAUAUUUUUAAAACCAAUUUUGAAUAUGUCAAUUACAUGGUGGACACACACCGGUGUGUCCAGGUGGAUGGUUUUUUAGUAUUAAUCAAAUCAAAAUCACUUUGUUGUUCAUGUACAUCACGGAAAUGACACUUAUGAAUGUCAUAAAAAAUAUUGUUUUUAUUGAAUCUACCGCUGCUUCGUAAAGGGUUCAGCUUAUGAGAAGUGCUAGCAAGAAACUUAUAAUAUUAGAAGACUGACCACCUAAGCUUAUAUUUUUACCCAGAGAUGCACCAACUUAUAAAAAUUGAUAAAAAAAAGUUCUCCUUUAUUAUUAGUUAAGAAGCUCCUUAGAUCUUGCAAGGUGUUGCCAAAUAAAUUGAAAAAAGGCCCGUCAUCAAAGAUAAAACAAACUCACAGUAGUGGGUAGUGACAGGGAUAUUGAAGUCUUUGCCCUAUUAAAAGUUUAACCGUUAUAUCAAUUGUUUGUUAAUUAUGUUAAGGAAGCCCAUGAUACAGGUUGACCUACUGUGGGUGUGUGUAUUAACCUUUUUGUGAAUAAAGAUAUUUGUGUUUAGUAGCAGUCAAACACUCCAAUAAAUAUGGACCUUGCACCUCGGUCAGAAACACUAUGCUCAAGUGUCACUGGGUCUGUUCUCCGUACAAUCAAAUCAGCGGUCUUUUAGGAAUUUUGGUCUAUUGUGUUAAAAAAAAACUGUCACAAAUGGGGAUCAAGGAUAUAUUUUAUUUUUAUAUCAUAUUUACAAUUGUUAUAUUUUUUAUUAAAUUUUAUUUAUUAAAUAUUAUGACUACUG
Messenger RNA from Leptidea sinapis, 2799 nucleotides. Its product is annotated as esterase B1-like. The record is from RefSeq and is a predicted model, not a curated record. The transcript has 4 exons. Lineage: Eukaryota; Metazoa; Arthropoda; Insecta; Lepidoptera; Pieridae. The coding region runs from base 248 to 1948 and encodes 566 amino acids.